AUGUGGUUGCAUUUUAAAGAUUUGGCACAGUUGGAAAUAAUAUGUAAGCAGCUUUAUGAGGCCACAGAUCCAACCCAAAGAUUGCAAGCAGAGAAAGCCUUGAUUGAGCUUACUGAGAGCCCUGAAUGUCUCAGCAAGUGUCAACUCCUAUUGGAACAAGGAACUACUUCAUAUGCUCAACUGUUGGCAGCAACAUGCCUUACAAAGCUUGUGACUCGGGUGAAUCCAUUACCACUGCAACAAAGAAUUGACGUCAGGAACUACAUCUUGAACUAUUUGGCGUCAUGUCCAAAGCUAGAACCCUUUGUGAUCCAAGCCUUGGUGCAUCUUAUAGCCAAAAUUACGAAAAUGGGAUGGUUUGAGGUCCGGAAAGAUAAACUUGCCUUCAGGGAGGUGAUUGCUGAUGUUACCAAAUUUCUACAGGGCAGUGUGGAACACUGUAUAAUUGGUGUGAUGAUCUUAGCUGAACUUACACAGGAAAUGAACAUGGCUGAUUCAACAAGACCAUUAUCCAAGCAGCGAAGAACAGCUACCUCAUUUCGUGAUGUGUGUUUACGAGAAAUAUUCACUUUGGCCUGUACAUUACUGAGGGAGGUGUUGGCGAAGCCCUUAAACUUUCAGGACCAAACACAACACAGUCUGGUGAUGCAUCUUCUCAAACUUGUGCUGAACUGCCUCAGCUUUGACUUCAUUGGGAAUUCAACUGAUGAAUCUACAGAUGAUCUUUGUACUGUGCAAAUUCCAACUAACUGGAGGGCAGUAUUACUGGAUAUGUCGACCUUACAACUAUAUUUUGAUCUCUAUCAUAGCAUUCCUCCAUCACUUUCCCCACUGGCACUUUCCUGUUUAGCCCAACUUGCUUCAGUGAGGAGGUCAUUGUUUAGCAAUACAGAAAGAGCAACAUAUCUUACUCGCCUGAUGAAAGGGAUACAACGAAUACUUGAAAAUCCUCGGGGUUUAUCUGAUGCAAACAACUAUCAUGAAUUCUGUAGAUUUCUGGCUCGUUUAAAGACCAAUUAUCAGCUAGGUGAAAUAGUGAUGGUGGAAGGUUACCCUGAAAUCAUUAGAUUGAUUGCUAAUUUCACAGUCACAAGUCUGCAGCAUUGGGAAUUUGCUCCAAACAGCGUACACUAUCUACUGAGUCUUUGGCAGCGAAUGGUUGCAUCAGUCCCCUUCGUUAAAUCUACUGAACCUCAUCUAAUGGAGACUUAUGCACCAGAAGUCACAAAAGCUUACAUUACUUCAAGGCUGGAGUCAGUGCCUGUAAUCAUAAGAGACUGUUUAGAAGAUCCUUUGGAUGACACAGGCAUGGUCUUCCAGCAGUUGGAUCAGCUGUGUACUGUGAGUCGCUGUGAGUACGAGAAAACAUGUGCACUCCUUGUACAGCUGUUUGAUCAGUCUGCUCAGACAUAUCAGGAACUCCUGCGUGCUCCCAGUGGCAGGAACAUGGAAAUUGCAAUCCAGGAAGGUCGUUUGGCUUGGCUAGUGUAUAUAGUUGGUGCUGUAAUUGGAGGCAGGUUAACCUUUACUUGCACUGAUGAACAAGAUUCAAUGGAUGGAGAAUUAGUUUAUCGUGUGUUUCAGCUGGUGAAUUUGGUAGACUCUAGGCUGCCACAGUCAGGAAAUGAAAAAGUCGAGCUUGCUAUGCUUAGUUUCUUUGACCAGUUUCGUAAAACAUACAUCGGUGACCAGCUUCACAGAUCCUCAAAGGUUUACGUCCGAAUAUCUGAAGCUUUGAGUCUAACCGAUGAAACACGUGUUCUUGAAACAUUUGUGGCAAAAGUUGUCAACAAUCUAAAAUGCUGGGGGAGAAGUGAACUGGUAAUUUCCAGAACACUGCAGUUUCUUAAUGACUUGUCUGUUGGAUACGCCAUCUUGAAGAAGUUGGUAAAGAUUGAUGCAGUUCGGUUCAUGCUUCGGAACCACACUUGUGAACACUUCCCUUUCCUGGGCAUCAGUGAACAUUUCCGCCUUGGUGAUGCUGUUCUGAGAUGCCGCACAACCUUCUAUACAGCACUGACUCGCCUGCUUCUCAUAGACUUGGGUGAGGAUGAAGAUGAAUUUGAGUUGUUCAUGAUGCCACUAACUACAACUUUUGAAAAUCUGACACAGCUUUUCAAUAGCAACUUCAAGCAAGACAAGGCCAAGUGCAUGUUGAUAGGCCUGUCACGGGACCUCAGAGGGAUUGCCUUUGCUCUGAACACAAAAGCCAGCUACACCAUGCUGUUCAACUGGCUAUAUCCAGGAUAUAUUUCAAUCCUCCAACGUGCUAUUGAGCUGUGGUACCAUGAGCCGUCAUGUACAACACCUAUCCUGAAAUUAAUGGCUGAACUAGUUCACAACAGGUCACAGAGGUUGAAUUUUGAAGUAUCAUCGCCAAAUGGAAUUCUUCUAUUCAGAGAAGCCAGCAAAAUGAUUUCCACUUAUGGUAAUCAAAUCCAAACCCUCGGGAAUAUCUCCAAGGAUCAGGUUUACCCGCUGAAGCUCAAAGGCAUCUCUAUCUGUUUUUGUGCAUUGAAGGCUGCUCUUUGUGGGAACUAUGUCAGUUUUGGUGUUUUCCAGUUAUAUGGGGAUAGCCACUUUGACAAUGCACUGCAAGCCUUCCUAAAAAUGCUGAUGUCAAUCUGUCACAACGAUUUGCUGUCUUAUCGGAAGUUGAGCUUAUCUUACUAUUCGUUGUUGGAAUGCCUUACCCAGGACCACAUGAAGUUUAUUUCCAACCUAGAGCCCCACGUGGUUAUAUACAUCCUGACCUCUUUAUCAGAAGGACUCAAUGCUUUGGAUACUGAGAUCUCAUCUGCUUGCUGUGCAAGUUUGGAUUAUAUCGUCACAUACAUCUUCAAACAGCUGGCAAAAAGUAACAAAAAAUCUCUGAGAAUGAGACAGGUGGCACAAGAAGGGGAGCGAUUGUUAUGCACCAUGCAGCAGAACCCAGAGAUUCUACAACAGAUGCUGUCCAUUCUAAUGAAUUGCAUUAUAUUUGAAGACUGUAGGAAUCAGUGGUCAAUGUCACGUCCACUCCUGGGACUGAUACUUCUCAAUGAGAAGUAUUUCAGUGAAUUGAGAAGAAAUUUGAUAAGCAACCAGGACCCUGAGCAGCAGCAAACACUGAAUGCAUGUUUUGAGAAAUUAAUGGAAGGAGUGGAACAGAACUUGCUAAUCAAGAACAGAGACAGGUUUACACAGAACAUGUCCAUUUUCAAACGUGAUGUGACUGAGACUUUGCGCAUUUGUACAACUGCCAAUACCCCUGUUGAUAUGGCCAAGGCGGAUACGUACUACUACACCUAUUUCUAG
Molecule: messenger RNA, 3297 nt
Organism: Hemiscyllium ocellatum (epaulette shark)
Lineage: Eukaryota; Metazoa; Chordata; Chondrichthyes; Orectolobiformes; Hemiscylliidae
Product: ran-binding protein 17-like
Exons: 29
Coding region: 1-3297 (1098 amino acids)
Biological process (GO): protein export from nucleus
Cellular component (GO): cytoplasm; nuclear pore
Molecular function (GO): nuclear export signal receptor activity; small GTPase binding
Source: RefSeq, a predicted model, not a curated record